Mauremys mutica (yellowpond turtle) is the source of this 8040-nucleotide messenger RNA. RefSeq names its product erythrocyte membrane protein band 4.1 (gene EPB41). Bases 114 to 3566 code for a protein of 1150 amino acids. Gene Ontology annotation, cellular component: plasma membrane; cytoskeleton. NCBI's taxonomy places the organism in Eukaryota, Metazoa, Chordata, Testudines, Geoemydidae. The transcript is spliced from 25 exons. Gene Ontology annotation, biological process: cortical actin cytoskeleton organization. Gene Ontology annotation, molecular function: actin binding; structural molecule activity. The record is from RefSeq and is a predicted model, not a curated record.
CAGCCCGAGCAGGUGGAGCGGGUUUCGGAGCGGCCGGUGGGGAGAGGCGCCUCCGACAGGGCGAGGCCAAGGGGGGCUGCAGCCCCGCCCCGGGUGCCCGGCGCAGUUUCAUCAUGACAACAGAGAAGAGUCUAGUGGCUGAGGCCGAGAAUCCUAAGCAGCAGCAGCAAAAAGAGGAGGAGGAGGUAGCUGCUGAAACACAGAAGCAAGAGGCUUCUUUGGGCGAGGCUUCCCAACAGGCAUCUGAGGGGCAUCAUCAAACAGGACAGAAACAGAAGGCAUCCAACGGUGAUACCCCCACACACGAAGACCAGAGCAAGAACAAAGAGCGCUGCACUUCUGAGAGUCGGGGGCUGUCACGCCUCUUUUCAUCAUUUCUCAAAAGGCCCAAGUCUCAAGUUUCUGAAGAGGGAAAAGAAGUGGAGAGUCCACAAGAGAAAGGUGAAGGAGGUCAGACAGAAUCAGAUCUAGGAACCAAUCCCGAUGAAGAAAUCCUACUGAAGGCGCCAAUAGCAGCUCCUGAACCUGAACUCAGGACUGACCCAUCUUUAGAUCUUCAUUCACUAAGCAGCGCAGAAACACAGCCUGCUCAGGAGGACAGGAGAGAAGAUCAAGACCCAGAGAGCACAGACCUUGAGAUUAAGGAAGGAGACGGAGUGCAGGAAGAGUGUUCCAAGGCAGAGUUGAAAAGAGAGAACCCUGAGACAAAGGCAGACCAAGAAUUAAAAGCCACCCAGAAAUCAGUAAGAAGACACAGAAAUAUGUACUGCAAGGUUUCCUUGCUGGAUGACACCGUUUACGAGUGUGCUUUGGAUAAACAUGCCAAGGGUCAGGAUCUGCUUAGAAAAGUAUGUGAGCACCUCAAUCUUCUGGAAGAAGACUACUUUGGACUGGCCGUAUGGGACUCUCCAACUUCCAAGACAUGGUUGGAUUCUGCCAAAGAAAUAAAAAAGCAGGUUCAUGGAGGCCCCUGGAACUUUACAUUCAAUGUGAAGUUUUAUCCACCAGAUCCAGCACAGCUGACAGAGGAUAUAACGAGGUAUUAUUUGUGUCUUCAGCUUAGACAUGACAUCGUUACAGGGCGUCUGCCUUGUUCCUUUGCGACACUGGCCCUGCUGAGUUCUUACACAGUCCAGUCUGAAUUGGGAGAUUAUGACCCUGAGUUACAUAGUGCAGAUUAUGUCAGUGAGUUUAAACUGGCCCCAAACCAGACAAAGGAACUUGAAGAAAAAGUCAUGGAACUACAUAAAACAUACAGAUCCAUGACUCCAGCCCAAGCAGACCUCGAAUUUCUUGAGAAUGCAAAAAAGCUAUCUAUGUAUGGAGUUGACCUUCACCAAGCCAAGGACUUGGAGGGAGUUGACAUCAUUCUGGGAGUCUGUUCCAGCGGCCUUCUCGUCUAUAAAGAUAAACUGAGAAUCAACCGCUUUCCUUGGCCCAAAGUGCUGAAGAUUUCCUACAAACGCAGCAGCUUCUUCAUUAAGAUCCGGCCAGGGGAGCACGAACAAUAUGAAAAUACCAUUGGAUUCAAACUACCUAGUUAUCGGGCAGCUAAGAAACUGUGGAAAGUCUGUGUUGAACAUCACACUUUUUUCAGGCUAACUUCCCCUGAAGCACUUCCCAAGAGCAGAUUCCUGGCACUGGGCUCUAAAUUCCGUUAUAGUGGACGGACGCAGGCCCAGACAAGACAAGCUAGUGCCUUGAUUGACAGACCUGCUCCACAGUUUGAACGAACAGCAAGUAAACGGGCAUCUAGAAGCCUUGAUGGAGCUAAACAUGCGUCUCAAAAAAUUGAGGUCAGACCUAUAUUGGAGGAGAAGCAGGAGGAUGUGGUGAUGGUUGAGAUUCCAGAAUCAAAACCUGUGGAACAGUUCGGAGAGAAGCCAGCCAAACAUACUUUUGAAAAUAUUGAGAUGAAACCAAUAGCAGAAGAAGAGGAAGAGGAGAAAGUGGAGGUGUUUAAGGUUACUGUUCCAGAAUCAAAAUUAAUGGAACCGUUCCAAAAACAGCCAGUUAUACAUGUCCUUGAAAAUAUUGAGAUAAGCCCAAUAGACGAAGAUGAGGAGGAAGAGAAAGUGAUGACGAUGAAAGAUCUAGAACUAGAGCCCAAAUUUCUGGAACCAGUCCAAAAGGAGCCAGCAGUAGCGGUGGUUACACCUGACCGAAGCCCACGGCCCACCUCUGCACCAACCGUUGCUCAGAGACAUGUUGAACCUACCCCACCAGCUGCAUCAGAUACCAAGGAAAUAGUAGUAGUCUCUAAAGUGGAGAAGGAAGCUGUGGAAACUGAGGGAAAGCAUGAAGAAAUGCUACCCGAGAAGGUGAAGAUGGAACCAUCUGAAGUGGCCAAGGUGGGGAAAAUGCACAGCGAGGUCACAUUGCCUACCACAAAUGGUGACCAGCCCCAGCAGCCUGCAGAAAAAGAGGAAGAUCCGAUAAGAAUGAGGAAGAAAAGAUCAAAGAAACUAGAUGGUGAAAACAUUUAUAUCAGGCAUAGCAAUUUAAUGUUGGAGGAACUAGAUAAAACUCAAGAAGAAAUAAAGAAACAUCAUGCUAACAUCAGUGAGCUGAAGAAGAACUUUAUGGAGUCCGUCCCCGAGUCCCGGCCUAGUGAAUGGGAUAAGCGCCUGUCUACUCACUCCCCCUUCAGAACAUUUAACGUCAAUGGGCAGGUCCCCACCGGAGUGGAAGGAAGUCUGUGUGACUUUCCCCCCAAAACGGAUGUGGAUGCAGUGACAGAGAGGAAAAGUACUGCCCCUGACUUUGAAUUGGUGGGCCCAAAGCAUUCAGUAGCCUGUAGUGAGAACCAAAUGUCAACUCCACCAGAGUCUUUACAAAGUCAUGACUUUGGCACUUCCUCCCUAAGCAGUGAGGAUGAGGAUAGAGCUCUUGUAUUUCUUGAGAGCAAGGAUGACCUAACAUAUGAAAAGGGUUAUGCAGGUGUGGAAAAGCAGGCAGAUUACUCAGAUGAGCAGUCUGAGGUGGAGACCCCUACAAUCUCUGUUUCACCUCCACUGCACCCCUGUCAGAGAGAGGAGGAGGCAGAGAAUGUUGAAGAAAAUUAUUUUACAAGAGCUCCACUUAGAAAUCUAAACGGAGAGUGUCACAACUCGAAUAUUGAUAAUGGGCUUCCCACACUCAUUCGCUGUUUUCAGCCACCCCUAGUGAAGACUCAGACAGUUACCAUCUCUGACGUGUCCAAUGCUGUGAAAAGUGAAAUUCCAACAAAAGAAGUUCCCAUUGUUCACACAGAGACCAAGACCAUCACCUACGAAGCUGCACAGACAGAUGAUGGCAGUGGGGACUCAGACCCUGGAGUCCUGCUCACUGCUCAGACCAUCACGUCAGAGACCACCAGUAGCACAACCACCACACAGAUUACAAAGACUGUAAAAGGUGGAAUUUCAGAGACAAGAAUUGAAAAAAGAAUUGUCAUCACAGGAGAUGCAGACAUUGACCACGAUCAGGUUCUAGUGCAGGCCAUCAAAGAAGCAAAAGAGCAGCACCCGGACAUGUCUGUGACCAAGGUCGUCGUCCACCAGGAGACCGAGAUUGCUGAAGAAUAGCACGGCCAGGAGAUGUUUCUCCCAGACUGAGAGAACUCCAGAAAGGGAGGAGAGAGCGGUAGAGGAAAAACUGCAGAGAAACUACCUGGAGCACAAAGACCACAGAUUUACAAGAUUUGCUGUCAAUAACUGAACAUUCAUAUCACUUACUAGGAGUUACGCUUUGACAUUUACUUGGAAUUUUCCAGAAUAUAGUGGAUCCUUUUGAAUAAUUUUAUAUUGUAAAACACAGUAUGCCAUACUUCUCACUGUACUGAAUGUUUUUUUAAUAGGUUUUCAGUUUUGCAUUCCCUCAUGCAUAGCCUCCAUAGGCCCUCACAAAAGGGUUGGUUCUUAAGUCUUAUUCCUUCAGAUAUACUGGGGUUAAGCCAUGCUCAUGCAUAUCUUAGAAACUGCACCUUAGAAUAACAGCUGUUUGAAAACCCUAGUGAUUGAUGGGGCCUUACUUAGAUGUCAGCGUGCGGCAUUUCUACUUGCCUCUUGCGAUUGGCCCUAGAUAUUUCCAGAAAACUCCAAGUCACGCUACCCAGGUGCGCAAAACAGAGUUUCUAUACCUUUACUCUGCAUUUCCUUGCUUUUAUGGGUUUUGGUCCUUGAUGUUGUUUGAACAUAGUGGGGUGGGGGGGUUGUGGUGUAAUAUUCACACAUUUCAGUAGUUGGCUAGAUUAAGGAAUACUGGAAGUUGUUUCACAACUCUCUUAUACUGUGAAUUCUAGAGCUUUAAGAGAACUGUGACAGGGCACUCCCCCUUCCUGCUCCUCAGAGACUGCUUUUCUACUGAAUGCUACCUACCUAUUUUUGCUUUCUAGAUGCCAUUUAAAUAAGUCUAUAGAAGUGUGUGGUUAAGGGGUUUGGGCUCUGAGUGCUAUAUGGUAGGCUAUGCAGCAUUCGCAAUAGUUGAUUUCUCAGUGUCAGACUUUUAUUUGUUUAAUUUUUCAAUAAGUUUGUAAAUCAUGUUUUUUCCAGUACUAUUUAAAGCUACCCACAAAUCAGGGCUGUGUGUGUGUGUGUGUGUGUGUAAUCUUAACUUAAUUUAAAAUCAUCUCUUAGACACUCACCUUCCUAGAUAUGUAAACUCAAUUUGGGCUGGCAGUCCAAGACAUUCUCGCGGCUGUAGAUUAUAGCAGCCAGUGGGAACAAACUCAAACUGUUUGGAAAGUGCACAUGCUCAGAUCACUGGCACUCUCCUCUCCACAUAAAUUAAGGUUCUGUAGUACAUUGGCUCCUUCACUGCCAUGCUGCAAUGAAACACCAGGGCCAGAGCUGGCUGCAGUUUUCAGCUCUGGAUGAUGGUGCAUUCAGGUCUUUAAUGACAGCUACCCAGCUGCUGUUUUUAAAACAUCCCAUGUACUUUACCAAAAAAGCACUGAAAAUAUUUUUUCUAGAUACUCCUGUGUCAUAUCCACUGUAGCAGCUUAUGGCAUACUUAAUAGAAGUUGGGUUUUUUUUAAUUGUAAUAAUUUUUUAAAGUAUUUUUAGGGAGAAUGUGUGAAUGGAAUUUUCUACCUGGAAAUGAUCCAUAAAUUUGUAAGGUGACCACUGUGGUGUUAAUCAUGACUUUCAAAAUGAGUGUAAUGCUUUUGUGGGGGUAGGAUAUACCUCCUUUCAUGGCAGCAGCAGCAGAUCACCACCACCUGUUUGGAUUUAAUGGAAACCUCUUAAUCAUGCCCUGGUUUUUCUUUCCAGCAAUAUUUUAAAGUUUUCUAAUGAAUAGAGUUGUGAGCAAUAUUUUUUUAAAGAUAGGGCUUUGAAGUUGUAACUCUGUAUCUGGUGUGGCACACCUCUAGCCGUGAGGGAGAACCCUUUGCUGCUAAGCUACAUUCCAGGAUGAGAAGAAACUGGCAGUAAGUGCUUUAAAGUUUGACGGUGUUGUUUAAAAAAAAAAAAAAAAAAAGGUAGAAGACUGAGCUAGACUCAAUGACUUACUGUUUGUUUGAAAAUGGUCUUUAAAUGGCACUGUCUUUACAAUUACAAUUUCACCUCACCUUAAAGCAGGGCUGGCUCCAGGGUUUUUGCCACCCCAAGCGGCCAAAAAAAAAGGAAAAAAGAAAAGAAGUCGCAAUUGGUGGCUGCUUCACUGCACUACCUUCUUCUUCGGUGGCAGGUCCUUCUUUCCGAGAGAGACUGAGGGACCAGCUGCCGAAGAGCCCGACGUGCUGCCCAAGCACCUACUUGCUGAGCUGGUGCCUGGAGCCGGCCCUGCCUUAAAGUAAGUUGUUGUAUUGGCAGGAGACACCGUCUUUAAAAGGCUUAUGGAGCUGCUUGAAUAGUGGUGUACUUAUCGGCAUCUUGCUUCCUAUGAAGCAGCUGUUUUGCGGGAAUGCUACUUUAUUUCCUGUAGGCAGACAUUUAAAUGUGCAAUUAGCUAGUGAACUGCAAUUUAGACCCCCUUUCAGUCCCUCGGCUGCACCUUUUGGCCUACAAACCUGGUUUUCUGCUCUGGGUGGAACCAUGUGGUCUUUAGACUGGAGCUCCAGGCCCUCUGUUUACCAACCACACAUCUGACAGGCCCAACCGGAUUGGUCACCUAUGAGGCAGUUUCCUCUCAGAAUAAGCUUGCAGUGACACAGUUUUGUCAAAACAAAGCAUUUCACUCAUUCAUCCACCCAGAAGGCACAUAGCGCAGAGGGUUAGUCAGAGGCUUAUCUGCAUGAGUCAACCUCUCUAACCAGAGUUUAGGUAGGCCCACUUUAUUCCAGCCCCUGCUCCUGAAUCUGAAGGUUAGUUUGCAUCUCCACAGCCCUUUUCAGUUUGCUGCCAAACCUUCCUCCUCCUCCCUGGGACAAAUCCUACAACUGGCCACUAUCUUACUAAGGCUGAGGAGAGGGAUAAAAACAUCUCUGUAGCUUUGCUGGCACCUGCUGGGUACAACUCAUAAUCUGGCAGUUAUGGUUGAGCAUUUGCUGGGAUGCUCCUUCUCUAGGUCAUUGUUUUGCCUUUCCUGUUUGGUUGCUGUAAUGUGCUAUUGCAAGCAGUAUUGCAGACUAGCCAUAAAAUGUUUCCCAGUUCUUCACAGCUGGUUUCAUGGGACUUUUAGACCUACCAAAUGUUUAAUCUGCCCCUAGCACUUAACAUUUGAGGGUUGUGGGGGUUUAGAUAUGCCACUUUAACUCAUGAAGGAAAUACUAAGGACCUUGACACAGCUGUAAUUUAAUUCACACCCAACCUUGUUCAAUAAAGCCGUGGCAGCACAAAGUUUGAGUUUAUUUAAAAAAAAAAAAAACCCUCCUCCAAAGGAACAGAGAUCUUGACUUGUCUAAGAUCCAGAGGAGUUUCUUGUUGGUGAGAAGUUUUUCCCUGCACAAGCAUUUCCUACAUGUUACAGGCUUCUGCCUUUGCAAGAAAUCCGCUCUUAAAAAGAGACAAGACCUAGAAUAGUGUAACUUUUAGAUAGCUGUGCUGCUCAGGUUCCCUUGAUAGCAUUAAGGGUGCUUGUUUCUUCUGUUCACCCUCUGAUAUUAUAGGUCAGUGCUCUCUUCGUGGGACAAAACACAGUGCAAACCAAACUGGCUUCUGAAGACAGGCAAAACUUUUUUCCCUUGGGCACUGUUGACCUUUCAGGAGCUUGUUGCCUAAUCUGAGUAGCUGCCACACCCACGCAACCCCAGCACACUUCUGAGGGACAAGUGUUUACAAACAAGGUUCUCCUAGUCCAGAUCUUGGAGAGGAGUAGGGGUUGCCACUGGAACUGCUCCUACUGAAGCAGUUGAGCUUUUUAUAGAGGGACGGGGAAAAAAUAGUAGCAGUAGGUAGAGUGAAUCUUAUUAAAACCUAACUAAAUUAACUUCUGCCUGUGCCCCAUCCCACUUCACCUUUUCCUCCUACAAUGAGUUGAUCAGAUUGAGUUUUAAAAUUUGGUCCACCCUGAACUGUGAAUUUCAUGUCAAUGUAACAUGAACACGGUCUGUAUGUAUAAGAUAUGAAUGUUCUUAGCUAAUCCCAGUCCAGGAGGUAAGCCAGAGACUGGCUUGAUUGUAUAGUAUACACUUUAUGGAAGCUAUUUAUAUAUGAAUGAAUGUAUAGAAAGGAAGGCAGGAGAAGCAAGACCUCUGAUUAAUUAAACUGGAAAGGCAGACUGCAAUCUCCAAGCAAUACAGCUGUAUUAAAGGACUGACUGACUGAGUUCUGAUUUCAUACAAUGUACAAUUACCUUAAGAGAUGUUAAUGUCCCAACCAUGGGUUUUUUACAAGUUUAAUCAAAAUUUAGUUACAAAUAUGAAGGAGCUUUGUACAUUUUUUAAGACAAUUGUGAAUUGUCUAGAAUAGCUGUUUACAUCUUUUCUUUACAACAAAUAGGAAAUAUCACAACAGACUUAAAACUGGCAGAUCGUUAUAGAUUGACUAGUAAAUGACAGGAGCUGUUAUUUUGGACUUUUGUAGUCAUUCAAAGGGAAAGUUGCUGUAGUAUUUAGACAGACCUACGUGUUCAAUAUUGUUUCUUGUAUUGCAUUUUUUCAAUAAAUUUUCAAACUAC